This is a messenger RNA of Parascedosporium putredinis, 2061 nucleotides long. The record is from the annotation of a GenBank genome assembly. Lineage: Eukaryota; Fungi; Ascomycota; Sordariomycetes; Microascales; Microascaceae.
AUGGCGCCUGUCAAUUGCCGCAAGGGAGUACAUACCCUUCCGGUAUCAAACUUUUAUCUAACCCAGAGCGUAGUACUGUCGAGUAUGAAUGACCGACCGAUUAUAUUCGUCUGCCAUAGUCUAGGAGGGCUGGUGUGCGAAGACUCGGGGUUGGGAUGGAACCAUCGUGAUAUGGCCAGGUUUGAAGGUCCUAAUGAUGCUGGGUUCGUGGCCGUCUGUGGGGAGCUGUGUCGCUGGGUGAGGGACAUGAAUUCGGCGAAGGACCGGGUACCUCUGGAAUCUCAGGCAUCCUCGCCUCCAGGCCCCUCACGGCCGCAGCCAAGCGGGGCGAGGAUGCACAGCAACAAUAACCGCCAGUACAAUGCCUCCGGGUCCGCCGUCCAGCACAACGUCCACGGCCACUACUUCAACGCCAACCGGGACCAGAAUUUCGGCACCAUCAUCAAGGGUGAUCAGCAUAUCCAUCAGACCAAAAGCGAACCACACGUGCCCCAUCACGUUAUUCACUUCCAACGUAAUGAGGCUUUCGUCCACCGCGAUGAUAUUUUGGAAGCCCUCGAAACCUUGAUUCCACACUCCUCUCAACAGUACCAGAGCGCUGCGCUCCACGGCCUUGGUGGUUCCGGUAAAACCCAAGUCGCCCUCUACUAUGCCUACCGCCGGUGCGACCCUGCGACUAAAAACAUGUGUUCUGUGUUUUGGGUUAAUGCCGAUACCGAGGCAACAUUUGUAGCAGAUUACAAGGCCAUUGCUAGACGCUUAAAAUUCUCGUCCGAUCUUGACGGUGAGGAUUUACUCAUAGCUGUGAAUGGCGAAGGGGAGUCCCAGACUUACGAGAUACACAAGCUCGUACAAGAGGCCGCGCGAUAUAGGCUCAGCACAGAUAACUCAGGAGGCAAGCUCGCAGUAACUUACCAUGCCCAGGGUCGGUAUGCCGAGGACGAAGAAAUUUCGGUUAAGGUGCUAGACCUUCGCAGGCAGACUCUCGGUGAGAUGCAUCCUGACACGAUCUACAGUAUGGCAUCUCUCGCAGCGACUUACCAUGCCCAGGGUCGGUAUGUCGAAGCUGAGCCGAUAAGGGUGAAGGCUUUAGACCUUCACAGGCAGGCUCUCGGCGAGAUGCAUCCUGACACGAUCUAUAGUAUGGCAUCUCUCGCAGGGACUUACUAUGCCCAAGGUCGGUAUGUUGAAGCUGAGCAGAUACAGGUGAAAGCUUUAGACCUUCGCAGGCAGGCUCUCGGUGAGAUGCAUCCUGACACGAUCCAUAGUAUGGCAUCUCUCGCAGUGACUUACUAUGGCCAGGGUCGGUAUGCUGAAGCUGAGCCGAUACAGGUGAAAGCUCUAGAGCUUCGCAGGCAGACUCUCGGCGAGAUGCAUCCUGCCACGAUCCGGAGUAUGUCAGACCUCGCUGUGACUUACCAUGAGCAGGGUCGGUAUGUUGAAGCUGAGCCGAUAAAGGUGAAAGCUCUAGACCUUCGCAGGCAGGCUUUCGGCGAGAUGCAUCCUGACACGAUCCGGAGUAUGACAUCCCUUGCAGCAACUUACCAUGCCCAGGGUCGGUAUGUUGAAGCCGAGCCGAUGAAGGCGAAAGCUCUAGACCUUUGCAAGCAAACUCUCGGCGAGAUGCAUCCUGACACGAUCCGGAGUAUGACAUCCCUUGCAGCAACUUACCAUGCCCAGGGUCGGUAUGUUGAAGCUGAGCCGAUACAGGCGAAAGCUCUAGACCUUUGCAAGCAGAUUCUCGGCGAGAUUCAUCCUGACACGAUCCGUAGUAUGCAAUCUCUAGCAGCGACUUACUAUGCCCAGGGUCGGUAUGCUGAGGAUGAACAAAUUUCAGUCAAGGUGCUAGACCUUCGCAGGCAGACUCUCGGCGAGAUGCAUCCUGAUACUCUUCACUCUAUGUACGAUCUAUCUGCUACCUGGAGUCGCUGUGGCCGCCUUGGGGACUCUAUAACCCUCAUGGAACAAUGCUUGGAUCUAAGGCGUACUGUGUUGGGAUCUCGGCAUCCCUUCACAAUCGAAACAGACACAGCCCUUCGUCGAUUGAGGCAGCGUGGGUGA